Messenger RNA from Cryptosporidium ubiquitum, 489 nucleotides. RefSeq lists its product as uncharacterized. NCBI's taxonomy places the organism in Eukaryota, Apicomplexa, Conoidasida, Eucoccidiorida, Cryptosporidiidae. The record is from RefSeq and is a predicted model, not a curated record. The coding region runs from base 1 to 489 and encodes 162 amino acids. The transcript has a single exon.
AUGAGAUUCUACUUCUUUUCUUUUGUGCUUCUAUUGUUCUUUGUUGCUACCAAUGCACUAAGAGUUAGAGGAGGUAAUGAACAAUCCGUAUUAGAGUCUGGAAACAGUGAUUCCGAAGAAACUACUACAACCACAGAAGGAACUGAUACUCAAAAUCCCACCGAAACUGAUGAAACUACCACUACUACCACUGCCGCCCCCUCAAAGGGUGGUAAAUUCCCAUCACUCAAGGACAGACUCCUUUCGUUCUUUGGUUUUGGAUCAGAGAAAAAUGGCAAAGGUCAGAACCAGAACCAGAACCAGAGCCAGAACCCAGCUGAGCCUGAAGAUAAAGAAGGUUCUGAUCCCUCCAAUGGAAACCCUCAAGAACCUUCAGAUAAUGACCAAAAUGAAGAGGGGCCAAGUGGGGAAGGCGAAGAAGUUAAAGUUGAGGAUUCUGAAGGUAAUAAACAAGGUGAGGGAGAAGGAAAUCCAGAAAAUACGGAGUAA